Molecule: messenger RNA, 996 nt
Organism: Candidula unifasciata
Lineage: Eukaryota; Metazoa; Mollusca; Gastropoda; Stylommatophora; Geomitridae
Source: the annotation of a GenBank genome assembly
GAGAGGGGAUUUUAUCGGAUUCCUGCCUCCUACCAGAGGGCUGAUGGGAAGUGUGGGGAUGUUGCAUACGAACGGUCUCCGCAGUACCCCCACAUGUGGUUCAAAUCUAUCUGCAAUCCAAAAGGAGACACACCGUGUUGUCACACAAAUAGAUGUAUCAACGUCAGUGAAACUGACUGUCGUUGUCCGACGUGCUAUGAUGAACGGCAAUCAAUCCACGCCGAGUAUGCGCAAUGGAAACCGGAAGACGAUCGUUGUAUGGUUAAAAACUUUACUUCAGUAGAAGCAUGCAGCCUUCUCAACGGAACAACCCUUCAUUUUGUAGGAGAUUCUUUUAUCAGGCAUGUCUUCGCAGCUAUGGUUAUUCUUCUGACUAACAACCCUGAGGGUGCAAUAAAGGCCAGCUCUCCUCAAAAAGUACGAGACCAUUGUCAAGGGAUGCACCAGAUUACAUGGUCCGAGUGCAGAGAUUAUUUGGACAUGAACCGCAGCUUGUGCGGAGGCACUGUGAAGGUAAAGAUUAAAAACAAUACUGAUGUUGGACAUACAAAACGCCUACCAGAUCUAGUCAGUUCAGAUUUUCCAAAGUCUCAUAUUUUAAAAGCAGAGAAUCUGGAUAUAUCGAAUUCAUCUAGAGUCAGGAGAAAGGCAGAUACUGGCAACUCCCCACUUCCGAUUACUUCUCAAACAUCACCACGAACAACUGUGGACAACAAGCCGUGGCCUCGACUUCUAUGGAUAGGGGCACAUUCUCCCGGUCUACUGAAAUCUUCCAAGUUUAGCGAGCAGACGGCGGCAGGUGUGCAGAGCUUCAACAAGAAUGUCUAUAAAGUUCUGAAUGACUUCAAAGUGCCUUACCUGGACACGUUUGAAAUGACCAAGGGGGUUGUUAGCUUUGAUGGGACGCAUUAUGGGUAUGGGAUCAAUAUGUUAAAAGCGAAUAUGGUGUUAACAUACAUACAACAUGAACUUUCCCGUGAUCCUGAGUGGAGAUGA